GCGGAGACUUUGAACCCGGUCGUCCUGUUUCGUUGCUUUUUUGUUGUUGUUUUGGGGACCAACCGACGGAGCCACAGAAGGCCCAAACCCGAACAAAAACACACCUGCCGCAGGUCUCCUCUCUGCCAGUCUCCUCUCUGUUUAACCGCAUUCAAACCGACGUCCUCGGCCCACCAGAUAGUGUUAUAACUGCUUAUAACUGUCCCCGUAAAGGCGUUCUUACGUGGCUGUUAGCCUGGUUAGCUCUCACGCUAACUUCCCUAUGUAUUCCUAUAGAGUUAGCUGUUAGCUUACGUGCACUACUCGGCUAGCACGUAGCUCCUGACACAUUUCACAGCUAACAAGGUAACGCCAGCUAAUAUGUAUUAUUCAUAGGGGACUUACAAACUCAACUGAAAUCAAGGUGACACGCGGGAUGUUUGGUGCUAACCGAAAGAAGUUUAUGGAGGGAGGGAUAGAGAGCGAUUACGCGGACGACUCCAGCCUCUACUACACCCAACAGUCCAUGUUCCCUCCACACCGCCCGGACAAAGACAUGCUGACGUCUUCCUCUGCUUCCUCAACGGGUCAACUGUCACAGCUAGGAGCCAGCCUCUAUGGCCCGCAGAGUGCUUUGGGGUUUCCCAUGCGUGGUAUGAACAGCAGCGCAGCACCUCAGUUAAGUAGAAGUGGGUUGAACCCGUCUGCCAGCCAGCUCCCCAGUCAUGCCAGUACACCCAACACCGGCACGAUGCACACGCCUCCCUCACCGAGCAGGGGUAUUCUUCCAAUGAGCACCCGAAGCGUGCUGAACCACAGCCAGCAGGUGGGGGGUCCGACGGGGCAGACGGGUGGGAUGGGCGGGGUGGGAGUGGAGAGGGGAGGAGGUGGCGGAGUCGGAGGAGGGAGGAGCAGCGGCAUGGGGAGUCCCAGCCGGUCGUCGCCUAGCAUCAUCGGCAUGCCCAAACAGCAGCAAGCACGGCAGCCUUUCACUAUCAACAGUAUGUCGGGGUUCGGUGUGAACAGGAAUCCAGGCUACAACAUGAACAACUCCCUACCCAACAACAUCUUCAAUGGCACAGACGGCAGUGAGAAUGUGACGGGGUUGGAUCUGUCGGACUUCCCAGCGUUAGCAGACAGAAGUCGGAGGGAUGGAGGCUCAAAUCCCACCCCACUGCUCAAUCCGCUGGCCGGUCGGGCUCCGUACGAAAUCGAGACUCAUCAGACCAGGCAACAUUUUUCCAGUCUUCAACUGUCCAAUUUUGUUGGCAUGGUGACCAAGCCGUCCAGUGAGCAGUCGCAGGACUUCUCCAUUCAUAACGAAGACUUCCCAGCUCUCCCUGGGCCAAACUACCAAACAAAAGACCCCACCAGCACCAACGAAGACAGCAAAACGCGCUCUCUCGUCCUGACUCGUCCCAUUUUUUCGGACUGUUUUUUCCCUCCGUUUUUGUCCAAUCAGAAUCUGAACUCAUCGGGAAAGCCCGCCUCUAACUCAGAUGGUCCAAAGUUCCCCGGAGACAAGAGCUCAGCGCCUAGCAACAACAACCAGCAGAAGAAAGGGAUUCAAGUGCUCCCUGACGGGCGUGUGACCAACAUCCCAAUCGGCAUGGUAACGGACCAGUUUGGGAUGAUCGGCUUGCUGACGUUCAUCCGGGCAGCAGAGACGGACCCCGGCAUGGUCCACCUAGCGCUGGGCUCCGACCUCACCACGCUCGGUCUCAACCUCAACUCACCGGAGAAUCUCUAUCCUAAGUUUGCGUCUCCGUGGGCGUCGGCUCCGUGUCGACCGCAGGACAUAGACUUCCACGUCCCCUCAGAGUAUUUAACCAACAUCCACAUAAGGGACAAGUUAGCAGCUAUCAAGUUGUCUCGGUAUGGUGAAGAUCUGCUGUUUUAUCUCUACUAUAUGAACGGAGGAGACCUACUACAACUCCUGGCUGCAGUAGAACUCUUUAACAGGGACUGGAGGUACCAUAAAGAGGAGCGGGUUUGGAUCACCCGGGCUCCGGGGAUGGAGCCCACGCUGAAGACCAACGCCUACGAGAGAGGGACCUACUACUUCUUCGACUGCCUCAACUGGAGGAAAGUGGCCAAGGAGUUUCAUCUGGAGUAUGACAAACUAGAAGAGCGACCUCACGUUCCCUCCACAUUCAACUACAAUCCUGCCCAGCAGGCCUUCUGAUUGGCUCUACCUCCUGCCUGCCUGCCUGCCAUUGGCCCUCCUGGGUCAUCACUCAUCGCCCCUCUAGGUUUUUCCACCUCCACACACUCAAAAGUGAAUCUGGCCAAUAAGGACUCGGGACGGGAGAGGACGUCCUGGCUCCUGCUCUCUCUCCCAAAACACAUUUCUGAAUAGACUCUAUGAUUUUAACUUUUUCGGAUUAUUUCUUUGUUCUUUACCUCAUUUUCUGUUCUGUUUUUUAUUUCCCACUCCUCCCUCCCUCCAUGAGUUUGGUUCGGACUUAAUGUCGACAGACAGCACAAACAAACACGGACACAAGCACUGUAAAUAACUGUCCCUCUGAUCGAGUGAUUCGUGUUUCUAUCACGUCUUAAGAAUUUGACUAUUUUUGUCUAAGAGAAGCUUUUAAAGAAGAACCAGAUUUUAAACACAGAACACAGAAAUCAAUCACCCCUCAGGCGGAUAAUUAUUUUGCACCGUGCACACACUGUGUCGCACCCCUCUGGUCUUUGGCAGGAAAAUAUUUAGCAUUUUUCUCCAUUUUUACCAGGUUUUUCCAGCAGCAUUACAAACACACACACACACACACACACACACACGUCAGCAGACAGCGGACAGUCAGGAGAGGAAAUGCAAUGUACAUUGUAGCACUAUUUCAUAAUAAAAGA
This is a messenger RNA of Sander lucioperca (pikeperch), 2832 nucleotides long. Its product is annotated as CCR4-NOT transcription complex subunit 2-like. The record is from RefSeq and is a predicted model, not a curated record. Bases 416 to 2164 code for a protein of 582 amino acids. Gene Ontology annotation, biological process: regulation of stem cell population maintenance; nuclear-transcribed mRNA poly(A) tail shortening; regulation of DNA-templated transcription. NCBI's taxonomy places the organism in Eukaryota, Metazoa, Chordata, Actinopteri, Perciformes, Percidae. Gene Ontology annotation, cellular component: P-body; CCR4-NOT core complex. The transcript has 16 exons.